Messenger RNA from Sclerotinia borealis F-4128, 1542 nucleotides. NCBI's taxonomy places the organism in Eukaryota, Fungi, Ascomycota, Leotiomycetes, Helotiales, Sclerotiniaceae. The record is from the annotation of a GenBank genome assembly.
AUGCCAAACUUGAUAUCACGGAAAGCAUUAUUUUGCUCCAAGAGAUCAAUCUUGAUUGCUCCUUCAAAUUACAGAAGAUUAUCUUCUCGAACAUCACCUUUACAAUCUACAUAUACCUCAAAUGGUACUUCAUCUGCAAUAGAAAUUCUUCAACCAAUACAAACCGAUUCAAGAUCAACAUCAGAACCAACAACCAUGCCGAAGAUUAGUCCUCUUUCGAUAUUACCUCUCAGUGCUAUCAUAAGAUCAUUGGCUAUUAAUACUAUUUCUUCUUCUCCCUUACUUCUCAGUCCAUCCCUCAAAAUAAUGGCCAUUCUCGCACAUUCUCAAAAUCCAAUUCUAUCACCCGAUCGAAAUCUCAUUCUACGAUUCUUCCUCAAGAAUACAUUUUACAAACAAUUUUGCGCCGGAGAAAAUCAUGCCGAAGUUCAAAGAACCGUCCGUGGUAUCAAAGCUCUUGGUUUCAAAGGAGUAUUCCUCUGUUAUGCCCGAGAAGUUGAGAAAUCUCCAGGAGCAAACAUUGAUGUUGAAGAAUGUGUCAAGAAUGAAGUUUUACCAUGGGCAGAAGGUACUUUAGCAACGGUGAGAUUGGCCGACCCAGGAGAUUUCGUUUCCAUCAAAGUUACUGGUGCAGGAAGCUUAGCAUUACAAGCUUUAGAGAAGCAAGGAGUAUGUCAUGCCACCCUCAAACAAGCCAUCGAUGACAUUUGCGCUCUAGGUGCAGAGCGUGGAGUCAAAUUAGCAUUCGAUGCUGAACAUGUUGCUGUACAAGCUGGAAUCGACCUUUGGACUCUCAAAUACAUGAAGAAAUACAAUCAACCUGGGAAAGGAGGAGCAGUGAUUUAUGGAACAUAUCAAGCAUACCUCAAAGCUUGUCCUCAAGUCGUCGCAAACCAUAUGGCCAUUGCACAGAAAGAGAAUUUCACACUCGGUGUGAAAUUAGUCAGAGGCGCAUAUAUGGGAUCCGAUCCUAGGGAAUUGAUUCAUGAUACCAAACAAGGAACCGAUGAAUGUUAUGAUGGAAUUGCCGAAGCACUUAUCCGUCGAACCUACAAUUACAUUCUUCAAUCCGCAGAUGGAGACAAUGAUUUCCCCGCCGUGGAUUUAGCACUCGCAGGUCAUAAUUUGGUAUCAGUUCGCAAAGCACAAGUCAUCCGUACCGAACAAGCUGAGAAGGGAAUCGAUGGCAUCGAACUCUGCUAUGCGCAACUUCAAGGAAUGGCCGAUGAAGUAUCAUGCGAAUUGGUAGCGGAAGGAAAACUAGCCGAAUCUCUCAAACCUUCACACGAUUCCAAAAUUACUGUUGAUGGCGGCAUCAAUGAAUUGACGGGUGGUACGAAAGGGGGAGAAGAGAAAUUAAAUCUGAAGACGGAUAUUCCAAAGGCGUAUAAGUAUUUGACGUGGGGUACUACGGGGGAGUGUAUGAAAUAUCUUUUGAGGAGAGCGUAUGAGAAUAGGGAUGCGGUGGGGAGAACGAGGGAGGGGAGAAAUGAAAUGGGUAGGGAAUUAGUGAGAAGGGUGAAGGGAAUGUUUAGUGCGUGA